Molecule: messenger RNA, 443 nt
Organism: Microplitis mediator
Lineage: Eukaryota; Metazoa; Arthropoda; Insecta; Hymenoptera; Braconidae
Exons: 3
Coding region: 63-422 (119 amino acids)
Source: RefSeq, a predicted model, not a curated record
GGUACGUUGGUGGAGAAAAAAAAAAAAAAAAAAGGAAAACGGUGAAAUAAUUUAAAAAGAAAAUGUACGCCAUGGACGAGCACAUCCAGGGCUUUUCGUCCUGGAUGCAGUAUGUAAUUCACCGCGGUGGAUCCAGGACCAUCUUGCAAAUGGGCGUGCUCGUUGGUAGUUUGGUCGGGUUUAUAAAUCCGACCAAUGCUAUCGAGGUAAUAGACGUGGUGUGGUCGAUGGCUGCGGGGCAUCUUCCACCGGAAUUGACCCGUGCUCGGUGGUUUUUUGAAGGUGCCCUGGAGUCCACGGGGCCAUUUGAAGUCGUCAUGGCCCCGAACCACGAGGAGAUUGAGACGCUGUCGGUCUGCCUCAUGGAGACGGCCGAGAGCCUAUUACGUGACUGGACUCGGGAACUCCUAAGGCUCCAGUAGGGUUCGACGGUCAACCAGGAG